AUGGCUUACGUGAGGACUAUGGUAGGUCAAGCUGUCGCGUGGCAGGUCUACUGGGUCGGGAUCGUUGGACUCGUGCUCGUUGUAUCUCCCGUGUUCUCGACCGUGAUCAGUGUCUGUACAUGGCCGGUCGUGUCGCUUCUCGUGGCUGUUGUCUAUAACAAGUACGAUGAGUACCAUGGCUUGAGUGGAACCGCCUUAGCCACGGCGACUCUUAGCAUCACAUCUUAUUUCUAUUUGAUUAACAAAGACAAAAAAAGUGUUACCGUGGAGUAG
This is a messenger RNA of Arabis nemorensis, 273 nucleotides long. Lineage: Eukaryota; Viridiplantae; Streptophyta; Magnoliopsida; Brassicales; Brassicaceae. The record is from the annotation of a GenBank genome assembly.